Messenger RNA from Daphnia pulex (common water flea), 682 nucleotides. Its product is annotated as protein FAM98B-like. The coding region runs from base 11 to 682 and encodes 223 amino acids. The record is from RefSeq and is a predicted model, not a curated record. The transcript has 2 exons. NCBI's taxonomy places the organism in Eukaryota, Metazoa, Arthropoda, Branchiopoda, Diplostraca, Daphniidae.
ACCAUUCUAAAUGUUCGUUUCGCUCAGUUCCUCAAAAAUGAUAAUUCGUGUGUAUAUGGUGGCACUUUUUUGCGCUGUCGUGUUAGGCCGGUCGGCCGAAAAGGACCAACAGAAUCCAGAAGACUUGGAAACCAAUCAAGACACUCCACUGGUUUCACCUCAGAGCAGAAAAACGGAUCCAAAACUUGACGUGAAAAUAGCUCAUCAACCAGGACAACCCGAACCUCAUCAGGAAAUUAUUUCUAUUUUCAAAAAUGUGGGAAAAGAUGCGACGGAGAAGUCUGAAUUAAUCGGAGAAGCUAAAUCUGAAUUGCUGCAGUCGCCGCCGGUUCCAGUUCCACCCAACCCUGCGCUAUCCAGUCGAAGUCGAAGAUUUUUUCUUCCUUACCUUUCGUCUUACCGCCGACCUUACUACCGCCGACCGUACGUGAGAGGUGGUUAUUAUCCUUAUUACUUCGGAGGCAUCUUCGGAUAUCCGUAUUAUGGCGGAUACGGAUCAUAUGGUUACGGUGACUACGGCGGAGGAUACUACGGCGGCUACGGCGAUUACGGUGGGGGCUAUGGUGAUUAUGGUGGAGGCUACGAUGACUAUGGAGGUGGCUUUGGUGAUUAUGGAGGGGGCUUUGGUGAUUAUGGAGGGGGCUAUGGUGACAUCGAUAUUGGAAUCGAUUCAGAUUAUUAA